Abrus precatorius (Indian licorice) is the source of this 3886-nucleotide messenger RNA. RefSeq lists its product as uncharacterized. The record is from RefSeq and is a predicted model, not a curated record. The transcript has 4 exons. Lineage: Eukaryota; Viridiplantae; Streptophyta; Magnoliopsida; Fabales; Fabaceae. The coding region runs from base 398 to 3052 and encodes 884 amino acids.
CUUCUUCAUACUCUCUCUCUCUUCUCUUCUUAUCUUGUUUCUCUCUCUUCUCGCGCAUAGUUUCUCUCUCUUUCUUAAGACACACCGAACAAUCCGCGACGGAGGCUCCGACCCGAACCGGACGAGUUGAGUCCAGCUCCUAGCACGUUCUCGUGCUUCUGCCUCGGUCGCAUUUCGCUCCCAUUCUCCCAGAUUUUCUUCUUCUCGUUUUCGCCAUUGACGCUGAAUCUGUUUGGGAUUUUAGGGUUCUGAAGUUUCUGCGUCUGAUUCUGUUGGAUGUUGAUUUGGAGGAGAGGGAAAGAUACAGAGGGUUAGGGUUUUCUCGAAAGCAUUGAUUUUUAUUUGGGAAAUAAGAGGAUAUAUUUGAGACAAGAAAGAAGGUUAGUGUUAGAGGAUAAUGUGUAUACUGUGUGUGAUUCAGAAGUGGUCUCGCCGGGUUGCUACAAUGCUACCUUGGUUGGUUAUUCCGUUAAUUGGUCUCUGGGCGCUUUCUCAGCUUCUGCCGCCGGCGUUUCGGUUUGAGAUCACUUCGCCUCGUCUGGCUUGUGUAUUUGUGUUGUUGGUUACUCUCUUUUGGUAUGAGAUUUUGAUGCCUUGGUUGUCGGCUUGGCGUUUGCGGAGGAAUGCUCGGCUUAGGGAGAGGAAGAGGUUUGAGGCCAUUGAAAUGCAGAAGUUAAGGAAGACAGCUACGAGGCGGUGCCGCAACUGCUUGAGUCCCUACAGGGAUCAGAACCCUGGUGGGGGUCGGUUUAUGUGUUUUAAUUGUGGUCAUGUUUCCAAGAGACCAGUUUUAGAUUUGCCUGUUCCGCCAGGGUUGGGGAUUUCAAAUUCCAGUAUAGUUAAGGAGUUGGUUGGAAAAAGUGGUAAGAUAUUAAAUAGCAAGGUUUUGUCUGAAAAUGGGUGGAUGUGCAGUCAGGAUUGGCUGGAGAACAGCAAUUGGGUUGGUGGGUCUAUUCCAGGUAAUCCUAGCAACUGGAGGACAAAUGAGAAUGCUGGUCUUUUUGGAGGAGAUGAGCAUUGUUUGACAGAGAGGUCAUAUUGCGGUAUUUUGUUUUUUGUUUGCAAGCUUUUGACAUCUUUUUUCUUGAGCAUUAGAUGGCUUUGGAGAAAGACUUUUAGAGUUAGUUCAAGGGAAGAGUGUUCGUCUGAUGCUGAACAUAGGGCACUCUUGGCAAAACGGGGUGAGAAUGGGGCAAGCCUCGAUGAAAGUAGAGGGGAAAAAGCACGCAGGAAAGCUGAGGAGAAAAGGCAGGCUAGGCUAGAAAAAGAACUUUUGGAGGAGGAAGAAAGAAAACAGAGGGAGGAGGUUGCAAGAUUAGUGGAGGAACGUAGGAGGCUGAGAGAUGAGAAAGUGGAAGCUGAAAAAGACCACAGCAGAGCAUCAAAUCUCAGUAAAGAGAAAGAGAGAAGGAAGGAAGCUGAAAGGAAGCGUCAGGAAAAAAGAAAAGAGAAAGAUAAGGGGUCUAGUAAGAGCAACUCUGAUGUAGAAGAAUUAGAAAGAAAAGCUGGCAAGGAAAGUGAACGGAAGCGGGACCUUGACAAAAAGAGUGAAAUGGAUCGUAGAGAGCAUCAUAAAUCUGGGUUAGAGAGUGGCAAGGGACAGGGUACUGACAAUGCACAUAAUAAAAAUGCCACAGCAAACAAUUAUAAUCGAGGAGGUACUGGAACAAGGUAUCUUGACCGCAUGAGGGGUACAAUUUUGUCCUCUUCAAAAGCGUUUGGUUUUGGAAGAGGUACUAAUAUUCCUGCCACUGUGGUGAAAGAAAACAAGUUUAACAGUUCUGUAGAUCAUGUUCAUACUGCUGCUAGCAGGAGAGAAAUAGGUCCUCCUGAGCGUCCAACUGCAAAAUCCCAUUUGAAUGGAGAUGAUAGGAAUAUCAAUCACUCUGUACUCCCUGAACCACAGCCAUGGACAGCAACACCAAAAAAGUCAUGGCAGCAAUUAUUUACUCGAUCUUCAUCUGUUCCUCAAUCUUCAAAUUCAAACGUAAUAUGUAGACCAAAUUCCAAAAUUCAGGCAGAAGUGAAAAGUCCUCAGUUAUCUGGCCAGACGCCGGUUACACAAUCAUUUACUAAUCCAAUUCAGUUUGGUCUUCCAUCACCAUUUGAUAUUUCUACCUAUCCAAGUGGAUCAACAAGUAGUAGUUUAGGUUUUUCUCCUCCUAUUGAACCAUUUUUUUCCCCAGUUGGAAAUACAUCACAUGACUUUAGACAAGAUGAGCAAGAGCUUUUUGAAGACCCCUGUUAUGUUCCAGAUCCGGUAUCCUUGCUUGGGCCUGUUUCUGAGUCCCUAGAUAAUUUUCAGUUGGACUUAGGAACUGGCUUUGGGACAGACAAUGAAGUGGCAAAACCUCACUCUUUAAAAAACAUAUCUCCUGCUUCUGAUGUUAGUAAGCCAUCUCCAAUUGAGUCCCCAUCAUCCCGAGAAAAGCAUGGCUGUUCUAAUUGGUUUCCUAGUACCCCCAAGGGCCAAGAAAAGCAUGGUUUUCCUCUGGAUGAUGCAGCUGCAAAUGAGAAGGGAACAUGGCAGAUGUGGAGUACUUCACCACUUGGGCAAGAAGGUUUAGGUUUGGUUGGUGGCCCAGGAAGCUGGCUUUUAUCCUCACAAAGGAACAUACAAAACAAGGAUGAUUUUAUGCUUCCGUCAUCUCAGAAGACUAUGGCUUCUCUUUUUAACAAAGAAGAUAAUAUAAUAUCUGGUACCCAUUCUCCACAAAAUGUUUUUCUUCCUAAUGGUCAAACUGGCGGGAACUUCAGCCCUGUUACAGGAUCAAGUGGUUAUGAUCCGUGGUUACAGAGUGCUCUCUUCCCACCAUUAUCAGUUGGCCUUGCAGCUCAGGAGGGAGCUACUCAAAAUGAAAUUAUAUAUGGUAGUCCUAGUGGAUCUGCUAGCAGCCAUGUGCUUGAGGGUUCUCCGGCUAACUGUUGGUCCAUGAAGGAAUGGCCUGUACAUGGUUCUGUGGAAAGCGUUGGGAAGUCACCAGUUUCAAGGCCCUAUAAUGGAGGUCUACAUCCAACCUCAGAUGUACAGUCAUUUUGGUCAUUUGAUUAAAAAAAAGGUGAUAGUGACAGGUUAUGUGGACUUGAUAAACCCAACUGUCCUCGAGGCAAAUAGCCUCCUUUGGGGGAAGAGUUUAGAAUACUGAACCCAUUGUAUCUUCCUUCUUUUCCAAGGAAGAUUGAUGUUUACUUAACGUUAGCGUCAAUAGGAAUACAUGGAAUACAUGUUGGAUGCAUUAUGAGCAAGGCAUCAAGAGAGGUGCCCCCCAUUUUGACGUCAAUUUGUCCUUUGGAGAAUGGUGCUUCACAUUCCCACUUGUGUCACUGUUCAAAUAUGCAGAGCAAUUGAUGUCUUAAUGAGAAAUGAACUGACACUAACAUGACCCUCUGCCAAUGAUAUAUAGUCUUUCUUCUGUAUGUCUCAUUAUUAUCAGUUGAGCUGCAUCUUUGAUCGCAUUGUGCACAAAGUUGGCUGUGAUCUGACCCAGUUUUAAUAUAAUCUUAGCUUUAAUUGCCUGGUAGCAGACGUUUCAGUUUGGUUAGCGUGGGGGCACCCCGUAAUGGUAUUGAGGAGAGCAUAAUUUUUCAACCUGACGUUAUUAAACUGAAUAAUUUUUCCAUCUAUAAUUAAAUAAGGGGCACAUAAUAGAUAUAAACAUGUUAAAUAUUAACCUUGUCCCAUAUGCAAUAAAAAUGAUAGGUGUUUAUUCUCAAUUUAAAUUGUCUAUCAUUAUUUAUAAUGUUUUUUUAUUUAAACAAUAUUAUUUUAUAAUAUUUUAUGUAAAAACCAUUUAAAGAGGAUUUAUAAUGACAUUUUAAAGUGGUAAUAGGCUCAGUUAACUAAAUGAUUAGGAAAAAAAAAUGGACAUUUGCAUCUUCAAUAUUU